Messenger RNA from Cyprinodon tularosa, 1966 nucleotides. Its product is annotated as MAPK/MAK/MRK overlapping kinase-like. Gene Ontology annotation, biological process: intracellular signal transduction; protein phosphorylation. Gene Ontology annotation, molecular function: protein serine/threonine kinase activity; ATP binding. The coding region runs from base 167 to 1741 and encodes 524 amino acids. The transcript has 12 exons. Lineage: Eukaryota; Metazoa; Chordata; Actinopteri; Cyprinodontiformes; Cyprinodontidae. The record is from RefSeq and is a predicted model, not a curated record. Gene Ontology annotation, cellular component: cytoplasm; nucleus.
UCAGAUUAGAUUUUCCGGAAAAAAAACGAAUUGCCUGAAGGUAUACGGACCAAAAAUGAAACGGUCCACGCCUUUACUCGAAGCACUCACCAUCGCCGAACAGAGUGCUUUGUACAUGAAGUGUAGCGGCGUCUUGAAGCAUGAAAUGAUUCUUUACAUUCAGUGAAUGAGCUGCUUCCCCGCUGUGAACUGCUCAGCUCAUGGUCUGCUUUCCACCUGUUUGUGUGCAUUAAUGAUGCACUACUCCAACUGGCUCAUUGACCUGAAGAACAGAGCAAGCCUGAGAAAUGCAUGCAGGACAACCUCUGACACGGACUGGAUCCACAGUGGGCGGAUCCACAGUGUGGAGAGCCACAACAUCAACCUGCAGCCUAAUGAGAAAACCUCAGAGAUUGUGAUCACCACCCACCUCUGGAGAAAAGGUUACAAGAUAAUCAAGAAAAUCGGAGAGGGCACUUUUUCAGAGGUGCUGAAAACUCAGAGCACUAAAGAUGGGAAGUUUUACGCGUGUAAAACAAUGAAGCAAACGAUUAACAGUCUGGAACAGGCCAACAACCUGCGGGAAGUCCAAGCCUUAAAGAUGCUGAGCCCCCAUGCAAACAUCAUCCAGCUGCACGAGCUGAUCUAUGACAAAGGAACAGGGACAGUGUCUUUGAUAUGUGAACUGAUGGAGAUGAACAUCUAUGAACUGAUACAAGGAAGAAAAUUCCCCCUGCCUGAGCAGACAGUCAGAAGCUACAUGUACCAACUCUGCAAAUCCCUGGACCACAUGCACAGCUGUGGGAUCUUUCACAGAGACAUAAAACCUGAAAAUAUUCUCAUAAAACAAAACGUUUUGAAGCUCGCAGACUUCGGCUCCUGUCGAAGCGUGUUCUCCAAACCGCCUCACACGGAGUACAUUUCCACGCGUUGGUACCGGGCCCCCGAGUGCCUCCUUACGGAUGGAUACUACAGCCUGAAGAUGGACAUCUGGAGCGCCGGCUGCGUCUUCUUUGAGAUCAUGAGCUUAAACCCUCUCUUCCCCGGAGCCAACGAGUUGGAUCAGGUGGCCAAGAUCCACAAUGUGUUGGGGACACCGGAUCUAAGCCUGCUACAAAAGUUCAAGCAGUCUAGAGCGAUGCAUUUCGACUUCACUCCGAGGAAAGGAAGCGGCAUCUCCCGGCUGCUGCCUAGCUGCCCGGCUCCGGCUCUGUCGUUGCUUUAUCAGAUGCUCGCCUACGAUCCAGAUGAACGCAUCAGUGCAGAAACAGCCCUGAGGCACACUUACUUUAGGGAAAUCAGGAUGGGAGACAAGAAUUCAGACACUCUUCAGAGAGUUUCUGAGAAUUUGGUGGGGACGCAAAGAUCGUCUCAGCCAGUCUGGCGACCGCCCAGACCGGGCAAACAACUGAGAGGAAGACACUCCAGAUUGACACCUUUAAUAAACCACAACAUGAAGCGAGCAGGAGACCCGCUCAGCCGGACGAACGCCCCCCAUCCAGUGGAGCAACCCAGGACCAACAUGGCCGCUCACGGACCCCAGCUGUCAUUCCCAUUCUGCACCAUGCCUGCAAUAAGCCGCGCCCACAGAGGAACGCUGCCACCCAUCAUGCCAAAAAAGUGCCAGUCACAGGAGCUCAAGCCCCAGGAGGAGCCGUCUAGCACAGCCUUGAAGACCUUCUGCCUCCCACCUAUAGAGAAGAAACCUGAGAGCAGCAAAUGCACAAUAAUGGGAUCAAACCGGACAGACAUGAAGAACUGAGUCUGGAAAACGUGGAAAAACGUCUCAAACAGCCGAGUUGGAAAAAACAAAAGCAACAAACGACCAUAAAAACUGCUAAUCUGCUCAAUAAAUGUCAAGAGACGAAAGUACCACAAUGAAAACCUGAAGCAGCAGUCAAUUAUUAAAAUGCUGUGGAAAAAUUUUUCCACCUGAUUUGUUUUUGCUUUGUUGAAUGUUUAAGAUUAAACUCAUUUUAAUUAUGAA